Carcharodon carcharias (great white shark) is the source of this 3672-nucleotide messenger RNA. Its product is annotated as dynein assembly factor 5, axonemal-like. The transcript is spliced from 13 exons. NCBI's taxonomy places the organism in Eukaryota, Metazoa, Chordata, Chondrichthyes, Lamniformes, Lamnidae. Gene Ontology annotation, biological process: outer dynein arm assembly; inner dynein arm assembly; cilium movement. Gene Ontology annotation, molecular function: dynein intermediate chain binding. The record is from RefSeq and is a predicted model, not a curated record. The coding region runs from base 1 to 2526 and encodes 841 amino acids. Gene Ontology annotation, cellular component: cytoplasm.
AUGGCGGCGGCGGUGAUGGUGGGGGAGGAGGAGGAGGAGGCGGCGGCGGCUGAGGUGUGCCAGGCGCUCAGCCGCCACAUCAACUGCCUCGGCAACGAGAGCAAGAGCUCCCGGCGCCGGGCGCUGGAGUGUAUCCGCGCCGGGACGGUGGAGCAGCAGCUGCCGAGCGGGGUCCAGCAGCGGCUGCUGGCCUCCCUCCUGCGGCCUCUCCUCAGCUCCCUCUCCGACCCGGCGGAGCGCUGCCGGGAGCUGGCCGUGCACACCCUGGCCGACUUCAUGCGCGCUGUGCCCCGGCCCUACGAGGCCCUGCCUCAGCUCAUCCCCACCGCCGUGCAGCGCCUGGGCCAACAGGAAAUGACCGAACCGGCCGAGGAACUGCGACUGGCCCUGCUCCAGCUACUGGUGCUAACCGUCGAGGUAUGCGGCAGGAAGCUGGCCUCCUACCUGGAGGAUAUGGUCAGGAUACUGCAGAGAACCAUCGUGGACCCGUUCCCCGAGGUCAAGAAGAAGAGCUGCGAAUGUGCGGCCAAAUAUGCAAAAUGCACAUCCGAAACUUUCCACAUGCAGUCUGAGACUCUAAUAAAACCGUUGAUGCAGACCAUCUCCCACCAGCAUUCAAAGGUCCGUGUGGCAGUCAUACAGGCAACAGGAACAGUCAUUCAGUAUGGCAAUGGAAAAUCUGUUGAUGAUGUUCUCUCACAUUUGGCACAGCGACUUUUUGAUGAUGCACCACUGGUACGCCAAGCUGUUACAGAAGUAGUGGGGAGCUGGCUGCUGGAGCUCAGAGAUCGGUACUCUUAUUUCUACAAGCUCAUUCCUCUUCUGUUGAGUAGCUGCAGUGAUGAGAUUCCUCAUAUCAGGGAGUUAGCUUCUGAUUACUGGAAGAAAAUUGGACUCCAAUGGCAACAAGAGAACGAGGACGAUCUUAAGGAUAAGCUUGACUGGUCAGCCCAACUCUCUGUUCGCUAUCCUACAGGUGCAGAACGUCCUUGCCUUGGAUGCCGAGAACUGGUAUUUCGGAACUUAUCCAAAAUUUUGCCAGCUGUUAGCCGAGACAUGACUGACUGGGUUCCUGCAACACGGGUUAAAGCUUCCCAGCUCCUGAUUGUGUUGUUACUCCAUGCUGAGGAUCACAUCACGCAGCACAUGGAACUGCUGCUCAGUGCCAUGUAUCGGUCGUGUGCAGAUGAGGAGACAUCUGUGGUUAAGAACUCUGUGAAGGCAGCGGAGCUGAUUGGAACUUUUGUGGACCCCGAGGUCUUUUUGAAAUUGAUUGUGAUGGCCCUGGAGAAAUCGGCCUGCACUGCUCACCUGAUAGUGCUGGGUGCAGUCAUUAGAGGCAGUUCAGCACAAGUGCUACACCCACAUCUGCUAAGAAUUGGAGCAACCCUGGCACUUCCUGACACAUGCCAGGUAACCCAAAAGGUGGAAUAUUUGGAACAUUUGCUUGUGUGUGUGCAGAUCUUAAUUACUGUCUGUGGUAAGCAAUGCAGUGAAAUCAAUCUACCACUGCUUAAAGUGCUGGUGACCAUUGCGUCCUUAACAUCUGACCGAGAACUGGAAAACAAGGUAGAGAAGACCUUGGCUUCCCUUGCUGCAGCACAGAACUUGAAUAACUUUUUGGAUCUGUACAGACAGCAUAUAAGUCAGCUGAUUGGAUGGGUGGCUGACACGCAGCACCAGUGGACCAGCUACUCUGUGCAGCAUCUGCAGUUCAAAACUAUUAUUAUUCAAUCGGGUCCUGUACUCGGGGAAUCACUGUGUGAAGUUCUUCCAGUCUUGAAAACCUGCCUUCAGCCCAACAGAGAUCCCGAGAUGCGCUUAAAAGUCUUCACUGUGUUGUCAAACUUAUUGCUAAAUGCCAAUGAAACUCUGAACUCUCAAGGGCAUUUCAGUAGCUACCUGGAGAUGCUUGUAAGAGAUAUUUUGGUGCCUAAUCUGCUGUGGCAUGCUGGGAGGACAGCAGCUGCAAUCCGCACGACUGCUGUAUCCUGUCUGUGGGCUCUGCUGCAUAGCAAGAUGAUUACACUGGAACAGGCUCUUGGAGUAUAUGAAGACUUGAUGCCAAAAGUGGUUGCAGCAUUGGAUGAAGAUUCAAAAAUGACUCGAUUACUGGCCUGUCAGAUUGUCAGUGCUAUUUUAAAAGUUUGUGGGAAUCAGUUGGAUCCUGACAAGCUUAAUAAAUUGUAUCCAGAACUUCUAAAACGCCUCGAUGAUGGCUUGGAUGAAGUGCGUAUAGCAGCUGCCAAAGCUUUAAAUGUUUGGUUCCAAUGUGUUGGAAUUGAUUAUGACCAGUUGUUGAUCAAGAGCCACCUUGAAUUCCUGUACCGCGGGCUUUUGGUUCAUCUGGAUGAUCCAGACAGCAACAUCCAAAAACAAUUACUUGAUGUUCUAAAAGUAGGAAGUUUUCUUUCUCCGUCGCUGCUGACACAAGAGAUUGAGGCUGUGAAACACAAACAUCGCAGCCCUUAUUACUGUGAACAGCUGCUGCAACAUAUUCAGGCACUCAACAGAGACGCCAGUUAAGUCUGGAGCCUGACGCUUCAAUUGGAGAUAUGAUACAGAUGCUGUGUAGAAUCACAGAUUCUACACAGAAAAAUAUGCACAUGGUAUUUAUAGAAAAUGGAUGAAAGGGGCAAAAGUUAUACUUGAACAUUGGUAUUAAAAUAUCUACCAUUAAAUACAAAAUACUAACGAUGAUAGAUUGGGGUUGAUGGGUAUCCAAAGUUAGCUGAGAAACAUUGGUCCAUAAUUCUUCAUCGUGCUUAAAUUCUCAGCCUUUUAAGAAAGGAAAUUAAGAGGUCUCUAGAGGACAUCUUGUAUCAAAUUGCUAGUGGCUCAUAGAAAUGCUAUCCUAAUCUCGAAGCAAUUAGAAAGAGCAGUAAGUUUUUCAAACUCUGCUUUUCCAUUGUAUGAAAUGGGGGUGUUUGAAAGAGCAUGUGUGAAGCACAGGAAGGUACUGCUCUUACAGUUUCUGAAUUGACAUUGGAGCCCGGAGUAUUGCAGUGGUGGAAAAUGCCAGAAAUACAGAGCAAGAUAGUCGGCAUUUAGUGAAGAAAAAAAAAUGGUUUCAACCUUGUGUCCUAAUGCAUCCUUUCUCUUAAAGAUAUUAAUUGGGCAGCUGUGUACAUCCAACACUUUCAGAUUUUAUUUCCAAUGUUCAGCGAUUUCUGUUUUAUUUCCCUAUUACUAAACCUGAUGCCUUAUUGUUGGAUGGUGGGGUGAUAAAUGGGAAGUUAAUGUAUUCAUUUUUCUUCUAUAUUUUUGAUCCCAGCAAUUUUUUUGAAGAAGUUUUCUGUGCAAUGCUGUUCUAUGAUUGUAGUGUCUACAUUUCUAGAAUCAUAUUUUUAUUUGCAUUUUUUCCUAUGAAAUUAGAUUUUAUUCCACCUGUGAAAAUCAGUCACCAAAUGCAGUAUUUGUUCCCGAAAGGAUUUUUUUCUCAUUGUUUCUGUUUAGUAAUUAAAUAUGCUUGCAUUUGCUGCUGUAUUUUUAGUUUGCAGUGUCAAUAUUAUGUAAGAUUUACAUUUUUACAUUGAAUUUUAUAAUUUAAAAUAACAAUAUCUUUAGAAUAUAGAAAAAAACCUUUAAUUGAAGAUUUCAACAAAGAGUUGAGUGUUUUGAGUAUCUUUACAAUAAAAAUAAAACUACAUUUGCUGUAGGCAUUUUAUACAA